Molecule: messenger RNA, 380 nt
Organism: Thermothelomyces thermophilus ATCC 42464
Lineage: Eukaryota; Fungi; Ascomycota; Sordariomycetes; Sordariales; Chaetomiaceae
Exons: 3
Coding region: 49-294 (81 amino acids)
Source: RefSeq, a predicted model, not a curated record
GUUGUGACCUUGGUCGGUUGAAGCCUCACGGGCACAACCGCCUUCACAAUGAAGUUCGGCAAGCAAAUUCAGAAGCGCCAGCUCGAGGUGCCCGAGUAUGCUGCAAGCUUCGUCAACUAUAAGGCGCUCAAGAAGCUCAUCAAGAAGCUCUCGGCCACCCCUGUCCUCCAUUCGCAAAACGAUGCGGCUGAACGUGCUGCUGCAGGGCUCAUCGACCCGCAGGCUGCCCUGCAGGCGAACAAGGCGACCUUCUUCUUCCAACUGGUAAGCCCAACGACUGCCAUUACAUGCUGAUCAUUUCUCACAAUGCCUAGGAAAGAGAGCUCGAAAAGGUCAACGCGUUUUAUCUGCAAAAGGAAGCUGAGGUAUGCCGUCUUGUG